AUGGCUGUAACAAAUCCGCCUACUACUUACAAUGGUUUUUCCAUCAUAAUUCUCACCAGUCUCGUAAUCUCUUCUUCAUUGUUUGGGACAUCAUCUGCGCAGUUAAACGCAACGUUUUACUCCGGGACGUGCCCUAACGCCUCUGCCAUCGUACGCAGCACUAUUCAGCAAGCUCUUCAGUCCGACUCGAGAAUCGGAGCCAGCCUCAUCCGCCUUCAUUUUCACGACUGUUUUGUUAAUGGCUGCGACGCGUCGAUCUUGCUUGACGAUAGUGGAAGCAUCCAGAGCGAGAAGAAUGCUGGCCCGAACACAAACUCGGCUAGAGGAUUCGACGUUGUCGAUAAUAUCAAGACUGCCCUUGAGAACGCUUGCCCCAGCGUUGUCUCUUGCUCUGACGUUUUAGCUCUUGCCUCAGAGGCCUCUGUUUCUUUGGCAGGAGGGCCUUCGUGGACUGUAUUAUUAGGCAGAAGAGAUAGUCUCACAGCAAACCAAGCCGGCGCAAAUUCGUCAAUUCCUUCUCCCUUCGAAAGCCUUAGCAACAUCACAUCUAAAUUUUCAUCCGUCGGUUUAAAUACGAACGAUCUAGUAGCCUUAUCUGGUGCACAUACGUUCGGGCGUGCUCGAUGUGGAGUGUUCAGUAACAGAGUAUUCAACUUCAGCGGGUCAGGAAAUCCAGACCCGACUCUAAACACGACGCUUCUCAGCAGUCUUCAAAAGAUUUGCCCUCAAAACGGCAGCGGAUCGGGGAUCACAAAUCUUGAUCUGAGCACACCUGAUGCGUUUGAUAACAAUUACUUCACCAACCUUCAGAGCAACAAUGGGCUUCUUCAGUCAGACCAAGAACUGUUCUCUACCACCGGUGCAGCCACUAUUGCGAUUGUUGCUUCCUUCUCAAGUAACCAGACUCUGUUUUUUCAGGCCUUUGCUCAGUCCAUGAUCAACAUGGGGAAUAUUAGUCCCUUGACAGGGAGUAGUGGAGAGAUUAGAUUAGACUGUAAGAAAGUUAAUGGAAGUUGA
This is a messenger RNA of Microthlaspi erraticum, 1017 nucleotides long. NCBI's taxonomy places the organism in Eukaryota, Viridiplantae, Streptophyta, Magnoliopsida, Brassicales, Brassicaceae. The record is from the annotation of a GenBank genome assembly.